GCUGCUGGUAUCAAGGAAUCCCGGCGUGGAGAGCGCGAGGGCAAAGAUGGCGGCGAUGGCGGUCGGUGGUGCCGGUGGGAGCCGCGUGUCCAGCGGGAGGGAUCUGAAUUGCGUCCCCGAAAUAGCGGACACACUAGGGGCUGUGGCCAAGCAGGGGUUUGAUUUCCUCUGCAUGCCUGUCUUCCACCCGCGUUUCAAGAGGGAGUUCACUCAGGAACCUGCUAAGAAUCGGCCUGGCCCCCAGACACGAUCAGACCUACUGCUGUCAGGAAGGGACUGGAAUACGCUAAUUGUGGGAAAGCUUUCCCCAUGGAUUCAUCCAGACUCAAAAGUGGAGAAGAUCCGCAGGAACUCUGAGGCGGCCAUGUUACAAGAGCUGAAUUUUGGGGCAUAUCUGGGUCUUCCAGCUUUCCUGCUGCCUCUUAAUCAGGAAGAUAACACAAACCUGGCCAGAGUUUUGACCAACCACAUCCACACUGGCCACCACUCCUCCAUGUUCUGGAUGAGGGUACCCUUGGUGGCACCAGAGGACCUGAGAGAUGAUAUAAUUGAAAAUGCACCUACUACACACACACAGGAGUACAGUGGGGAGGAGAAAACGUGGAUGUGGUGGCACAAUUUCCGGACUUUGUGUGACUAUAGCAAGAGAAUUGCAGUAGCUCUUGAAAUUGGGGCAGACCUCCCAUCUAAUCAUGUCAUUGAUCGUUGGCUUGGGGAGCCCAUCAAAGCAGCCAUUCUUCCUACCAGCAUUUUCCUGACUAACAAGAAGGGAUUUCCUGUUCUUUCUAAGAUGCACCAGAGGCUGAUCUUCCGUCUCCUCAAGUUGGAGGUGCAGUUCAUCAUCACGGGCACCAACCACCACUCAGAGAAGGAAUUCUGCUCCUACCUCCAGUACUUGGAAUACUUAAGCCAGAACCGCCCUCCACCCAAUGCCUAUGAACUCUUUGCCAAGGGCUAUGAAGACUAUCUGCAGUCGCCACUCCAGCCACUGAUGGACAAUCUGGAAUCGCAGACCUAUGAAGUGUUUGAAAAGGACCCCAUCAAAUACUCGCAGUACCAGCAGGCCAUCUAUAAAUGUCUGCUGGACCGCGUCCCGGAGGAAGAGAAGGACAGCAAUGUCCAGGUACUGAUGGUGCUGGGAGCAGGCCGGGGUCCCCUUGUGAAUGCUUCCCUGCGGGCCGCCAAGCAGGCUGAGCGGCGGAUAAAGCUGUAUGCCGUGGAGAAGAACCCAAACGCUGUGGUGACGCUGGAGAACUGGCAGUUUGAAGAAUGGGGAAGCCAGGUGACAGUAGUCUCAUCAGACAUGCGGGAAUGGGUGGCUCCAGAGAAAGCGGACGUCAUUGUCAGCGAGCUUCUGGGCUCCUUUGCUGACAAUGAGCUGUCACCGGAGUGUCUGGAUGGAGCACAGCACUUCCUGAAAGAUGACGGAGUGAGCAUCCCCGGGGAGUACACCUCCUUCCUGGCUCCCAUCUCCUCCUCCAAGCUGUACAACGAGGUCCGAGCCUGUCGGGAGAAGGACCGUGACCCUGAGGCCCAGUUUGAGAUGCCCUAUGUGGUGCGCCUGCACAACUUCCACCAGCUCUCUGCACCCCAGCCCUGUUUCACCUUCAGCCACCCCAACAGAGAUCCUAUGAUUGACAACAACCGCUACUGCACUUUGGAGUUUCCCGUGGAGGUGAACACGGUGCUGCAUGGCUUUGCAGGCUACUUUGAGACUGUGCUUUAUCAGGACAUCACCCUGAGUAUCCGUCCAGAGACUCACUCUCCUGGGAUGUUCUCAUGGUUCCCCAUACUCUUCCCCAUUAAGCAGCCCAUUACAGUGCGGGAAGGCCAGACCAUCUGUGUGCGUUUCUGGAGAUGCAGCAGUUCCAAGAAGGUGUGGUACGAAUGGGCUGUGACUGCACCGGUCUGUUCUGCGAUCCAUAACCCCACAGGCCGCUCGUAUACCAUUGGCCUCUAGUCCUGGGUGCAAGCAUCUAGGGCCUGCCUAGAUAGCACAAAAGGUGCAGUACACCUAGGGGUGCAGAACAUCUGUGAGUCCCCUUGCCCGUCUGAGAGGAGCCUUUCAGUCUGCUUUGCUACUUUCCAACAAGAUGGGCAAAGGAUAAGAUUAACUGCAGGGCUCAAGCCAGCACUCUACCAAGGUCGAGGGCCAGGGUGUACGGAAUUACAGUGUGGGAUGUGAGGCUGCAUCAACAGGCACUCAGCCUUAAGGACUUUGUGGAAUGGCCCUGAGAACAUGUGAUUGAACUGCUCUUCCGCCCUUUCCCCGUCCUUCUCUGUUCUUGUUUUGGUGGUUUUGCAUAAGAGGAAAUACAAAUAAAGCGAAGUUAUGGCUCUGC
Molecule: messenger RNA, 2342 nt
Organism: Chinchilla lanigera (long-tailed chinchilla)
Lineage: Eukaryota; Metazoa; Chordata; Mammalia; Rodentia; Chinchillidae
Gene: Prmt5
Product: protein arginine methyltransferase 5
Exons: 17
Coding region: 47-1960 (637 amino acids)
Biological process (GO): regulation of DNA-templated transcription; peptidyl-arginine N-methylation
Cellular component (GO): cytosol; nucleus
Source: RefSeq, a predicted model, not a curated record